AAACUCUAAAUGAUUUCAAACCAGUCUUCUACAUACGAUGGUUCCGGAGAGACUUCUCUAUCGGAUAAGAUCUCGGAGUUGUUCCAGAAUGAAACUGGGACUUUUGAAGGAAACACAAAUGAAGAAUCAACACCCCUCGCCUUCUCCGAAGGCGAACCCCUCCUAAAGAAAUCCACACCUGAAGAACCUCCCAAGAAGAGAAAAAGGAGAAGAAAAGCCCAUAGAUUGUCUAAUUCUGAACGAGCAAAGAAAGCCAGAGAGAAGAAAAAGCUGUACUACAACGACCUUGAAAACAAAGUUGCCUCCCUCACUGAGCUCUGUGAAGCUCUCAAGAGAGAAAAUACUGAGAUGAAAUCUAAGCUAUCUCAACUACAGAAAACUGAAACGACCGAAAAGCCCUGUUACGAUACACAGAAAAAGAGGGAUUCUAAAAGCUAUGAUAAGGCCUUAGAAACUCUCUCAAAACAGACUGGAGGCUUAGCUGCAUCCGGACGUACACAAUCAGAAUCUAAUCUUAGAAUUGGUACUAAAGAUAUCGAGAAAGAUAAUGGUCUUGAAUUUAAGCAGAAUAGUAAUGAGGGUGUUAAAAUCACUCAUUUGAGCUGCUCUGAUGUUAAUAGACUAAAUGCUCAGGUUUGUCCAGAGGACAAAGAUAUCAUCUUGUAUCAGAAUCAAAAUAUUGAUGACCAGAUGUUCAAAAGUGAAAGAGCAGAUGAAGACAUGGAUAAUAUGGCCUUUAAAUUUGACAGAGAGUGAAUACCCCAGAAUCUUUUUGAACACGAGGCUGCACCUCGUUUUUGCUUUGAAGAAGAUCCGAUGGAUCUCAUAUUCAAGAACCAAGGUAUAUAAUGCCAGAUCAGAACCUAGUUCAUCAAAAUCUAAAACUUCUGAUACCGAUGAGGUAGUUUUUACAACAGAAAUCUCUACUUAUAGUAAUCUGAACUUCUUCUAUAAAAUUCU
Messenger RNA from Moneuplotes crassus, 960 nucleotides. The record is from the annotation of a GenBank genome assembly. NCBI's taxonomy places the organism in Eukaryota, Ciliophora, Spirotrichea, Euplotida, Euplotidae.